Molecule: messenger RNA, 2362 nt
Organism: Physella acuta
Lineage: Eukaryota; Metazoa; Mollusca; Gastropoda; Physidae
Product: cystathionine beta-synthase
Cellular component (GO): cytoplasm
Molecular function (GO): cystathionine beta-synthase activity
Source: RefSeq, a predicted model, not a curated record
GUGAUUAUUACUUAAAUACAAUCAAAGUUUGUUUGUACGGACUUUUGCCAUCAAGCCAUCAAACGAAAACGCAAAUAGUGAAGUGUGUCAAAGAUGUCUGAGAAGAAAUCUUGUCCAGUUGACCUUUCAGGUGAAGGUGAGGUCAACAGUGUGUUCAGACAGUGGAAACGUCCAGACCUGCCCAGUAAAUGUACCUACACACUGGACACCCCACUGGACCAGUCACCUCACAUCCAUGUCAAGGUGGAACCUCGCCCCAAAAUUCUACCUAACAUCCUCUACAACAUUGGCAAUACACCCCUGGUGAGGCUGAACAGUAUCCCAGCUAAAGAGGGCAUUGAAUGUGAAGUCUUGGUCAAGUGUGAGUUCUUCAAUGCUGGAGGUUCAGUCAAAGACAGGAUUGGUCUGAGGAUGGUGGAAGAUGCUGAGAAGAGUGGCCAGAUCAAACCUGGUGAUGUCCUCAUUGAGCCAACCUCAGGGAACACGGGUAUUGGUCUGGCACUAGCAGCAGCUGUGAAAGGCUACAGGUGUAUCAUUGUGAUGCCAGAGAAAAUGAGUAUGGAGAAGGUUGAUGUACUGAGGGCCCUGGGUGCUGAGAUUGUCCGUACACCCACCAGCGCGUCCUUUGAUUCCCCCGAGUCACACAUUGGUGUAGCCAAACGUCUGAUGGAGGAAAUACAAAACUCUCACAUACUGGACCAGCACCGUAAUCCCAGCAACCCACUGUCACAUUUUGAUUCAACAGCUGAGGAAAUUAUUGACAGCUGUGAAGGUAAACUGGACAUGAUUGUGAUGGCAGCUGGCACCGGUGGGACGUUGACCGGCAUCUCACGUAAGAUCAAAUCCAAGUGUCCAGACUGUAAGGUUAUUUGUGUGGAUCCUGCAGGUUCUAUACUAGCCCAGCCAGAGUCUUUGAAUAAAAGUGACAUCUCAUUUUAUGAAAUUGAGGGUAUAGGCUACGACUUUAUCCCUACAGUUUUAUCAAGAGAGUAUGUGGACAAGUGGUACAAGAGUGUGGACAAAGAAUCAUUUAUCAUGUCCAGGAGGUUAAUCAGAGAGGAGGGGCUCUUGUGUGGUGGAAGUUGUGGAUCUGCUAUGUACUGCGCUAUUCAAGCCAUUAAAGACUUUGGCCUGAAGAAAGGACAGCGCUGUGUGGUCAUCCUACCAGACUCCAUCAGGAACUACAUGUCCAAGUUUUUAAGUGAUGACUGGAUGAGCCAGAGAGAUUUCUUGGAACUGGACCAGAUGGAGCCAUCUGAACAUUGGUGGUCCAACUUAAAGGUCAGCUCUCUGAAGCUGUUAGCACCUUUGACUGUCAUGCCCACAGUGACCAUUCAGGAGACUCUUGACCUACUCAACAAGGAAGGUUUUGACCAGGUUCCUGUUGUGGAUGAGUCAGGAGGCAUUCUGGGAAUGGUGACAGUUAGCAACAUGAUGUCACAGAUAGUGAAAAACAAAGUCAACCGUGGUGACCCCGUGUCAAAGGUCAUGUACAAACAGUUCAAACAGGUCCAUAUGGAUACAUCCCUCGGGCAGCUGUCGCGGAUGUUGGAUACAGAUCAUUUUGUUCUGGUUGUUCAUAACCAAAGACAAUAUGGCGCUGGUGGUAAAGUUGAGAGCAAGCAGAUGAUCUUUGGCAUUGCAACAAGAAUAGAUCUCUUAAACUUCAUCACCAAAGACACUCAGGAACCAUAACUCAUCAUCUUUCUAAUUGCAACAUUUUGUUUUGAUCCUAUCAUUUUUAGUGUACUUUGCUUGAGAGGGUAUUUUGAUGUUUUAUUAUAAACUAGACGACCCAGUUUCCUGUUUGGAAAUGGUCUGCCGGCUGUAUAGCACAACACAAACCAAUAUCCCACUACGCCCACCCAACCCUUUAUAAAGCCUUUUAAUCCCAAAUGAAUCCCUUUUUUAUACCCAAACUGUCGCCCAUAUUUUGUUGGGACAUUAAUUUAUGGCAUACAUGAGGAAUGGGGGGGGGGAGGUCGUAGGGAAGUCGAGUUUUGUGGAUGGCGGAGGAAGGGCUGAGUUUAUGGAGGCUGGAAUAUGGCGGAGCGAGUUUUAAAAUUGUGUUCAUUCGCGAAGUGUCCUCAUGUUCCACAGCAAGCCUCAAGAAUUUAGAAGAAGUAAGAAGAAUAUUUUGUGAUGUUAUAUAUUCCAUUUCGAAUUAUUUCUCCUAUCCAUCCCCCAUUUUCUUUCUCCCAUUUCGUAUUCUACCAAUAGGUAUCUGUACAUCUCCCUUAGAUCAUGGUAUAGUCUUUCGCUUACUUUUUUUGUACUUUGCUAGUUAUGGUAUUUUCAUGUGUUAUUGCAAAGCAUUGGAGUAUUCUAUAACAGAGAAGUUUAAAUGAGAGUGUCGAUCAAC